UCAACUGAUCUGACGCUUUCGAGUCGCGUCACACUUGGCGUUUCUCGGUUGCUGCGUGCGGAUCGCCGCACCGCUGCGUCUCGCUCUAUCGCUCCAGUUAAUUUUCCGCGAUUAUUCGAUUUACGAACGAUUGUUCGUGGAGUGAGAUAACUCGAAAGUCGACGACCGCGAGCGACGAUGUCGGUGAUCUACAAGAACUCGAUGAACGCCAUCAGCAAAUUUGUGCCCGAGAAGCUGCAACCUCUGUGGAAACAUCCAGCUGGUCCGCAAACUAUCUUCUUUUGGGCACCGGCCUUCAAAUGGGGACUCGUAAUCGCCGGACUCGGUGAUUUGCAGAGGCCAGCGCACAAAAUUUCCAUCAGUCAAUCUUGUGCCUUGGGCAUCACCGGGUUGAUCUGGACAAGAUAUUCCUUAGCCAUCAUACCGAAAAAUUGGAAUCUCUUUAGUGUGAAUCUGUUCGUCGCGUGUACAGCCAUAUACCAAGUGUCGAGAGCCAUGAUGUAUCAACGCCAACAAGCUGCUCUGGAAGCAGCAAAAACAGCUCCAGCUCAUUGACGAUGAUCCAUGGUGAAACACAUUCCUAGGGGACGAAAUUCGGAAUAUUUAAUUCUUCGCUACAUCGCACGUUCCAGUGAAAUAUUCGCGUUUUAUCAUUUAACGUGUCGAAUCGUCAAGUAACGGCGUAAUAGCGUCUAACUGACCAAUGUAUCUUAAUUCGCGAACGAGACGAUUGUAAGACAGACGAAGUUGUUAAACUUACCAACCGAUUCAGAUUUUUUCAAGACCAUACAGAUAUAGAUAGUAUAAUUAUAUGAUGCGUUUGAUCCGUCGAUGAUGUAUGUCGACACUAUAGAUGAGUAGUAUCUAUAAACAAAAUCAGCCAGGUAUUGUCACAAUGACAAACAUUCAUACUUACCGCGGGACGAGCUAAAGAAGACGUCACGAGGUUUUUACGCAAUGUUUGUUUAGAUUGUCUGUGCCAAACUGUGAUACAUACCAACACAUGGUGCUUCAUCGCGACGUCCUUCUAUUGACUUCGUACGAUAAACAAACAUACUUUACGUUCGAUACAGAUAUAAAAAACAAAUGAUAAAAUAUAAUAUAUAGAACACAGAGAACAAAUACGAACAAACCGAGCAGUCGGUAGAGUAUAACCGUAGAUUUCAGUAUACUGUACGGAAUACCGUUAUGCACUGUUGGUUUAUCGCUGUUACGAUUUAUAUAUAACAUUAACCUCUUAAUGUGCCACCUUCAAGCGUCACGCGCUACGUGUCUUCUACCUCAUGUCUCGCAUUGCAACGAUGCUCACGGUGCUUCCGUAUGACAUAUCGACGCUAUACAACACCUUGGAGGAGCGGACAAAUGUACAAAAUGUUUACUUUAUUCGAUAAUUGUUGUAACUGCCUGGGCCUGUGGUCAGUCGAAAUAAAAUACAGAUAUUUUUAAUA
Molecule: messenger RNA, 1448 nt
Organism: Harpegnathos saltator (Jerdon's jumping ant)
Lineage: Eukaryota; Metazoa; Arthropoda; Insecta; Hymenoptera; Formicidae
Product: mitochondrial pyruvate carrier 4
Exons: 4
Coding region: 178-555 (125 amino acids)
Biological process (GO): pyruvate import into mitochondria
Cellular component (GO): mitochondrial inner membrane
Source: RefSeq, a predicted model, not a curated record